Oikopleura dioica is the source of this 570-nucleotide messenger RNA. NCBI's taxonomy places the organism in Eukaryota, Metazoa, Chordata, Appendicularia, Copelata, Oikopleuridae. The record is from the annotation of a GenBank genome assembly.
AUGAGCUCAAAGCACAUCAGCGCAAAAACAGAACCAUCAGCUGUUCCGAGGCCUCACGACUGUAGCAUGCUUUCAGACAAACUGACGGGGUACAUCAACUUGCCGAAAGUGGACUUCUCGUUACAAAUUAAACAAUGCUGGGGCGAUCGGGUGAAAUCCACCGAGGAAUCUUCUUCAAAAGCGUGUUCUGGAGAAAAAGAUGUAAGCAAGCUGCUUACUUCUGUUACCCCUCUUGUCGAGGAUGGUCUUUUUGUGUUCACAACGUCACCAGAUGCCAAAAAUUGCGAAGGUGUCAAAAUGAUUUUUCACGAAAGGGAAGCGGCAACUGUAAUCCUUCCUUUGGACGUUGCGAAGUUGAAGGGGCUUGAGUACACGUUUCCCUCAAAGCUGAUAACGUUGAACAUACACUCGAGUCUUGAGGCAGUCGGAUUCAUAACGGAAAUCAGCAGGAAGCUCACCGAUUUGAAAAUACCAUGCAACGUUGUCGCCGGAUACUACCAUGAUCAUCUCUUCGUUCCUGAGCCGAUGCUGGAGGAUGCUCUUUCUGUGUUUCCCAAUUUCAAAAACUGA